CUGAGCGGGGCUUGGGCACUCAUUGAGUGAGAGCCGCUGGGAGCCGGAGCGCCGUUACUUUGUAUCCAGCCGGAGCCAAGUGGCACUUUGUAUCCAGUCAGAUCCCACUGAUACUUUGUAUUCGCCGCCGGGCUCCAUUCUGUCUCCGUAUCAGCAUCGCUCUCUACAUCACUCCCUCUCCGCUUUCUCUUUUCCUCUCUCCGCCUCGCGGGCGGCGGGUCAGGGCCGGACAGCCACAGGGGGUGGGGGGUAACCCCCGGAGCCCAGGAGUUCGAGGCCGGGUCAGAGGGAGAGAAGAGGCCCGAGUGGAGCGGAGCCGCCCCGCGGCCAUGGUUCGCACAGAAGCGGCGGUGCUGCUGGCGGCUGUACUGUGGAUAACAGUGGAGGCAGAUGGAAUCUCGCUGUGCAUGUCUGGAUUUACAGAAGAUACAUACCACGCAGUGGUGUCAAGGGACAUUCAGAAAGGACAACUGCUCUUAAAUGUGGAGUUCAACGACUGCUUUGGAAAUGUUUUGAUUCGCUAUGAGACCAGCAACCCCAAGUUCAGAGUCCAGCAAGAUGGUGUGGUGUAUGCAGCCAAGAGCUUUCAAAUCCCUGUGAAACAGUUGAAGUUUAUAAUAACGGCAUAUGAUGCUCAGUCACAGCAGCGUUGGCAAGCUGCCGUCAGGUUGACCGUGAGGCCAGAGAGUAGCACCAAGCAAAGUGGACAGAAGAGCUGGAAGACCAACGGCAUCGCUUUGCCCCAGACAGUUCCGGAUAUCUUUUUCCCCGAAUUCCGGCCGCAGAGCAACGGUCAGCUGAAGCGUCAGAAGAGAGACUGGGUCAUCCCGCCCAUCAGCGUGCCCGAGAACGCCCGUGGUACUUUCCCACAGGAAUUGGUCAGGAUCCGAUCGGACAGAGACAAAAACCGUUCAUUGCGCUACAGUGUCACCGGACCAGGAGCCGACCAACCACCAACUGGGAUUUUCAGCAUUAGUCCCAUCUCUGGCCAGCUAGCUGUGACCAAACCUUUGGAUCGGGAGCAAAUAGCUUCCUAUCAUCUCAGAGCUCAUGCGGUAGACUUGAAUGGGAAUCAAGUGGAAAACCCCAUCGACAUUGUUAUAAAUGUUAUUGAUAUGAAUGACAACCGACCCGAAUUUCUGCAUCAAAUCUGGAAUGGAUCUGUUCCUGAAGUGUCAAAGCCAGGCACAUUUGUAAUGACCGUUACUGCAGUUGAUGCCGAUGACCCAAACACGGCCAAUGGUAUAUUGCGAUACAAGAUCCUUUCCCAGACACCAAGCAGCCCUUCUUCAAACAUGUUCACCAUCAAUAAUCAGACUGGGGAUAUCGUCACCGUGGCAGCGGGGCUUGACCGCGAGAAAGUUCCACAGUACACGUUGAUAAUUCAAGCAACAGACAUGGAGGGAAGUCCGAUGUAUGGCCUUUCCAACACCGCUACCGCUAUCAUCACCAUCACGGACGUCAAUGACAAUCCACCGGAGUUUACUGCUGCUACUUUCUAUGGAGAAGUCCCGGAAAACAGGGUUGAUGUUAUUGUUGCAAACCUUACAGUGACAGACAACGAUCACCCCCAUAGCCCUGCUUGGAAUGCAGCCUACAGUAUAAUUGGCGGUGAUGCGACAGGACGAUUUGCUGUUCUGACUGACCCCGUCAGUAACGAUGGCCUGGUGACCGUUGUCAAGCCUAUCGAUUAUGAAACCAGCAGAGCUUUUGUGCUGACAGUGAUUGCGGAAAAUCAAGUGCCCCUGACAAAAGGCAUCCAGCUUCCGCCCCAGUCGACAGCCACCGUCUCCAUCAAUGUCAUUGACGUGAACGAGAGCCCGCAGUUUGUUCCAAACCCGAAGCUGAUCCGGCAGGAAGAGGGACUUCCCGAGGGCAAGAUCCUGACGAUAUUCACAGCGGAAGACCCGGACCGUUACAUGCAGCAGACACUGAGAUAUUCAAAGUUGUCAGAUCCAGCAAACUGGCUAAAAAUCGACCCCCUACAUGGUCAGAUUACUACAAUUGCUGAGCUGGAUCGAGAGUCGCCAUACGUUAAGAACAACAUGUACAACGCAACGUUCCUGGCAGCAGAUAGUGGCAUCCCUCCAGCUACUGGGACAGGAACUCUGCAGAUUCUGCUGCUGGAUGACAAUGAUAAUGCCCCACAAGUGUUCCCAGAAGAAGUCUCCAUCUGUGAGAAACCCGAUCCCAAUGCCAUUAACAUCACAGCUAUUGAUCCAGACAUCGAUCCCAACACUGGGCCUUUCGCCUUCGAGUUGCCUGAUGCGCCAGCAGAUGUGAGGCGGAACUGGACUAUAACUCGUCUCGAUGGAGAUUCUGCACAGUUGAGCCUGAAGAUUGGAUUCCUAGACGAUGGCAUCUAUGAGGUCCCAAUAAUGAUCAUGGAUUCUGGAAACCCACCCAUGUCUGCCACGUCUGUGCUCCUGAUCAAAGUCUGUCCAUGUAACGAGAAUGGGGACUGCACCUCAGUUGAAGCUAUUGUUGCUGCCGGUUUGGGAACAGGCGCUAUCAUUGCAAUCCUCCUCUGCAUCAUAAUCCUGCUCAUCUUGGUCUUGUUGUUUGUGAUAUGGAUGAAGCGGCGAGACAAGGAGAGGCAAGCCAAGCAGCUGCUGAUAGACCCAGAGGACGACGUCAGAGACAACAUCCUGAAAUACGAUGAGGAAGGUGGCGGUGAGGAGGACCAGGAUUAUGACCUCAGCCAGCUUCAGCAACCAGACACGAUGGAGCCUGAUGCGAUAAAACCAAUGGGCAUCAGGCGGGUGGACGAGAGACCUAUUCACGCUGAGCCUCAGUACCCCGUCCGCUCGACUGCCCCUCAUCCUGGUGACAUCGGCGACUUCAUUAAUGAGGGUCUCAAGGCAGCAGACAAUGAUCCCACUGCACCUCCUUAUGACUCGCUGCUGGUGUUCGACUACGAGGGAAGUGGUUCAACAGCAGGAUCCUUGAGCUCCCUCAACUCCACGAGUUCUGGUGGAGACCAGGACUACGAUUACCUGAAUGACUGGGGGCCACGUUUCAAGAAGCUGGCGGACAUGUAUGGCGGAGGCAGUGACCUCUAGGGCCCUGAUUUCUUCUCUUCCCCCCCCCCCCCCCCCACCCCACCUGGAUCAAAUGUUGCUGACUACGAACUGUUAACCGAUUUAUUCCCAGCAGAAGCAACAGGCAUACAUACACAUCACACUCACGAGAUAAAGGCUAGGCUUUAACUCACUAGUCAGUUAUAACAGGCGCUUGUCAAAAGCUUUGGUGUAGGUUGCAAAGUUUGCAUCAGCGGAAUAAUCGGUAAAUUGACACUGUUUUAAGGAGAGGUUGGUUAUAAGAGCUCUGUCACACUUGAACUUCAAAGUACAGAAGCACUGGGACGUUGUGCCUUUUUGUACACUUUUUCAUCUGAUGCAUUAGAGUUAAGUUACACGCUUUAACAAUAACUGUGACAUUUUUUGAAGUGAUUAUCUCUUUUUUUUCUGCCACUCCUCCUCAGGUGAAAAUGGGGAUGGGGGAAAACAUGGUUUAGGAAAUAAUCAGCUGUUCUCUGCUUUUUUUAGUUUUAAGAAAGAUGCUAAGAACACCAAAUUUCAUAAACCUGCUGUCCGUUUUCUUAAGCGUGGAAGGUCAGCCAAUCAUCUAUCGGAUUCCUGUUUUGGAAGUGCUAAAGUUUAACUUGGGUUGAGUCGAGAGUUAAAUGGUGGAGAUCACCGCCUGGAUUUAUAAUGGGGCCUUUUAGAUUUUGUCCUCUCGAUGAGGGUUUGGGGUUGGGAACAGAAGUUUACAUUUGGGAAGAAGAGUUUGUGUUCCAGACUCAAGCCAAGACCUGAUACCGACAUUUCUUUUUGGUUGUUUUUUUUUGUUUUAAAUCCACUGUAUAAAAUGAAAGUGUACAUAAUGUUAAAAGCUGUAGUCGACAAGAUCUUUGGGACAUGUUUGAGAAAAAAAUUUCAAAAAAGAAAAAAAAAUGAACGAUUCCAAGGAAUUUUUGUUGCAUGUUUUUCCCCUGAUUGGGUGAACCUAGCGAUGGAGAACACUUCUGGAGAAAAUGAUUGUUGACUGAUUUGAGACGUAGAUAGACCAUGACAACGAUGACUAUUUUCUUUGUAAUUCUUAACUAGCACAAGCAUUUUACAUAAUUUGUACCAAAAAGCAGCAGGGGUGGGGUUGUAGCUGGAGCACUAAUUAAUGAAACAAGAGGGAAUAGCAAUGGUGUUGGCAAUUUUACCGUUCACCUCUGCCCCUGAAAUAAAUUAAAGGCUACUUUUUUGAUUUUU
Molecule: messenger RNA, 4265 nt
Organism: Hypanus sabinus (Atlantic stingray)
Lineage: Eukaryota; Metazoa; Chordata; Chondrichthyes; Myliobatiformes; Dasyatidae
Product: cadherin-2-like
Exons: 16
Coding region: 330-3062 (910 amino acids)
Biological process (GO): regulation of synaptic transmission, glutamatergic; cell-cell junction assembly; cell morphogenesis
Cellular component (GO): apical part of cell; adherens junction; postsynaptic density
Molecular function (GO): calcium ion binding; cadherin binding
Source: RefSeq, a predicted model, not a curated record